Molecule: messenger RNA, 2001 nt
Organism: Leishmania major strain Friedlin
Lineage: Eukaryota; Euglenozoa; Kinetoplastea; Trypanosomatida; Trypanosomatidae
Product: putative class 3 lipase
Exons: 1
Coding region: 1-2001 (666 amino acids)
Biological process (GO): lipid metabolic process
Source: RefSeq, a predicted model, not a curated record
AUGAUGGUGUGCGACCGCUGCUCCACGUUAUGGGCGCUGGCGAACCUCGCCACGCGCAGCGACGCUGGCCUUCUGUGGGGGCUGUACAUACUUCGGACAGUGGGGCCCAUGCCUCGCAUGUGCAUCGGCUCGUCGUGCCGUAUCCUGACACGUCGACUGGUGUGCUACGGGUGUGGGCUGCCCACCGUUGUCACGCAGCCGCACACUGCACGUGUGGUCCGCCCGAACGGGGUGUCCAAGAGCGUGAUGGACGACGUCAGCGUGCUCGACGUGCAGCAGCUCUCGCUGCGCGCCAUGGAGGUGGGCGGGAUGACGACCACGCAGGUGGAGCGCAUGUUUCGCGGGCUCUUCCACCGCUACGAAGAGAUGCUCGCCUUCCGCGCCAUCACCACCGCCGUUCUGGCACAGCGAGUGCUGCUUUCCAUGGUGGCCUCGGCAAUCGCGUACGAGUACCUUGGAGCGCCAAACAUCACCUUAAGUCUGUCUGACAUCCCGUAUGCAUCUGUACUACGCAUCACCGUAGCACGGGAGCGUUACACAAUCCUUGAGGCGCCAGGUCGCGUUAAGUUCAUUGCCUUUCCCGGAACGCACAACUGGCGGACGCGUUGGGUGGACAUGCAGUUUGCGCGUGUAACGGAGACUGUGUGGUCGACGUUGCACGAAGGCGUCUGCCUGACGACGACAGCGGAGGACGAAGAGGGGGCCAACCGCGCUGAGGCAACGGUGCUCCUCAACGGCGGUGUUCGGAAGGUGUGGGAGUACCAGGUGCACAAGGGCUUCGCGCAAGAGGCGCAAGAGGUUGGGCUGCCCUUCGACACGCUUCUGGAAGACGUCCGCAGUGGCGGUUAUACCCUUGUCCUGUGCGGCCACUCGCUGGGCGGGGCCACUGCGCAGUACUUGAGUCUGCAGCUGCUGCAACGAUGUGCUUCUCUGCUGGUGCCCCGCGGCUCGCAGGAGGAGACACCGCGACUGCUGUGCGUCUCACUCGGUGCGCCGCUGCUCGGCAACUAUGAGCUGGCCGACCACGUACAGAGCUGCGGCUGGACGCAUAUCUUCCACAACUUUGUCUACCGCAGCGAUAUUGUGCCUCGCCUGUCGUGCACGGACGAACUCGCUUGGGACGCGCAGUCGCGACUUAAGGAGCUCGUCACAUCCGUCUUCACGGCAGCCCAGAGCUGGUGGAGGGGCGGCGGUAGUCAAAGCAGCCCCGCGAGUGCGGCGUCGCCAGCAGCAAAUACCGUCGCCUCCUCCUCCGCCGCGACUGUAGCAGCCAGCACCCCCACCCUCAGCGCCGGCAGGCUCUCCACCCCGCUGGCACGCUUGCGUGCCAAGACGCCGUCCGGCACUUCCAUUGCGGACACUUUUCCAGGUGUUGGCGCUUCAGUUACGUCUGCACUCUUCUCGAUAAACAACGCGACGGGCAAGGAGACCGCCGUGCCAGAGGAGGAAGGCAUCUCUGACGAGUCGUCUGCAUUGUGGGAAGAGCAAGCGCAGCUCGCUGCGUAUGCUGAUACCACCCUCCGCAACAGCCAUGACGCGCUGGAGAACGACACGCCAGCACCAUCUCGUGAGGUGGCAGCGCAGCUGGACGCCGACGUGGAGGCGGUCCUCCACGAUUUCAAAAGCCGAUGCGCGCGCAGGAGCGGCGCCGCGUCUAGGCGAUGGAACACCGUGCAUCACUCGUGCCGCGAAGGUGGCGGCGCUGAACCCGACGUCAGCGAUGAGCCGGUCACACCUUCUGAAAUUCGGGUUGCGGCGGACACGGUGGCUGAUGUAGUGCUGCCGGUGUCUUCGCGCCGCAUGCACCGCUGCUUCACGUGCUUCGGCCGCUAUCAUUUUAUCCAAUACGGUGCCUACGGGUAUGUGUCGACCGACGACUCGGAGACCGCCUUCGCGGUGUUGAAGCACGGCUGCGGGGAGGCCUCGGUUUUGAGUGAUCACUCUGUGGAGGCGUACAAUCGAGGGGUGAUGAUCCACCUCUACCGCAACACCGAGUCUUAG